This is a messenger RNA of Knipowitschia caucasica, 1548 nucleotides long. Lineage: Eukaryota; Metazoa; Chordata; Actinopteri; Gobiiformes; Gobiidae. The record is from the annotation of a GenBank genome assembly.
AUGUAUCCGCGGGACAGUGCCUCGGCCGGGACGGAGGAGCAGCUGCAGGGGGAGGAGGAGGUGCUGGAGGAGGUGUUGGAGGAGAGCGAGGGGGCCAAAGCAGCACUGGGGAUGGGCCCCGGGCUGUCACUGCUGCAGCAGGUGGGAUGCUGGCACCUCAACCUGAGCAGCUGGUCGAAUAAAGUUCCAGUGGUCCAGCACCCUCACCACGUGCACCCCCUCACGCCGCUGAUCACCUACAGCAAUGAGCACUUCACGCCAGGCAACCCCCCCCCUCACCUACAGACAGACGUGGACCCCAAAACAGGGAUCCCGAGGCCUCCACAUCCUCCAGAUAUAUCUCCUUAUUACCCGCUGUCUCCCGGCACUGUCGGCCAAAUCCCCCAUCCGCUGGGCUGGUUAGUACCACAGCAAGGUCAACCUGUUUAUCCAAUCACGACAGGGGGCUUCAGACACCCCUACCCAACCGCUCUGACUGUCAACGCCUCCAUGUCAAGUUUUCUGUCCUCCAGGUUCCCCCCACACAUGGUGCCCCCCCAUCACAGUUUGCACACCACCGGCAUCCCCCACCCGGCCAUCGUCACCCCCAACGUAAAGCAGGAGUCGUCUCACAGUGACAUCAGCUCGCUCAACAGCUCGAAACAGGAUGCGAAGAAGGAGGAGGAGAAAAAAAAGCAGGUGCACAUAAAAAAGCCUCUGAACGCCUUCAUGCUGUACAUGAAGGAGAUGCGGGCCAAGGUGGUGGCCGAGUGCACGCUGAAAGAGAGCGCAGCCAUUAACCAGAUACUGGGCCGAAGGUGGCACGCCCUAUCGCGGGAGGAGCAGGCCAAGUACUAUGAGCUGGCCAGGAAAGAACGACAGCUCCACAUGCAGCUCUACCCCGGCUGGUCGGCACGAGACAACUAUGGGAAAAGGAAGAAGAGAAAAAGGGAGAAGCAGCAAGCAGAGAGCAAUGAACACAGAGAAUAUUUUCCAAACCCUUGCCUUUCACUCCCUCCGAUUACAGACCUGAGCGCUCCUAAGAAGUGUCGAGCGCGCUUUGGUCUCGACCAGCAGAAUAACUGGUGUGGCCCCUGCAGGAGAAAAAAAAAGUGCAUUCGUUACAUCCAAGGUGAAGGCAGCUGUGCCAGUCCUCCUUCUUCGGACGGAAGCUCACUCGACUCCCCCCCUCCCUCUCCCUCCUCGCUCAUCCACUCUCCUUCGCCUAAAGAAUCCAAACCUCAGACUGAACAAAUGCAACCUCUCUCACUGACUAUGAAACCGGCCCACCAGCCUCUCCACCUCCACCACCACCCGGCGCACCUCCUGUCCGGCCCGCCACCUUUGCUUCUAGACAACAACAACUCUUCCUCCGCAGCGCCGGCGGUCCGAAAAACGCCCGGCCCCUCGAGCCACAAUGGGUCCCUGGAACACGGCGAUGUCCCGUCCUCGCGGGGUCCGCCAGGGUCCUCCAUGGGACGCGCCGCAGCUUUGCUCUGUCAUUCCCGCUCGCUGCUCUCCUCCGCGGCCUCGCAGCCUCUGUCGCUAGUGGCCAAGUCUGUAGAAUAG